AUGUCAGCAGACCUGCAAGAGGAAACCACGUCGACUUCGCAGCCAGCAACGACUGGCAACGCUCGUGAAAAUUACAAGCGCCUCUUCCAAGAAGCUGAGGAGAAGCUUCAGGAAGCCGAGGAGCGAUACAGAAAGAUACAGCAGCAAGCCGAGGAGCGAUACAGAAAGAUACAGCAGCAAGCCGAGGAGCGAUACAGAAAGACAGAGCAGCUAGCCGAGGAGAAGCUUCAGCAAAUCCAGGAGCGAGAAAGAUAUACUACCUUUGACGAGUUUAUUCUCCUUUGCCACAACCUAUAUCACCUGCCAAAAGUCUUAGAUUCUUCCCAGUUAACUGCAGGAAAGAUCCCUCUUAAUAAUCCCACUAAAGCAAUGACUGGCAACGCUCCUAAGGAUUACGAGCGCCUCUUCCGAGAAGCUGAGGAGAAGCUUCAGCAAGCCGAUGAGCGACUCAGAGAGUCACGGCAGCAAGCCGAGGAGCGACUCAGAGAGUCACAGCAGCAAGCCGAGGAGCGACACAGAAAGUCACUGCAGCAAGCCGAGGAGCGACAGAGACAGACCACCUUUGAUGAGUUUGUUCUCCAGUGCCACAAUCUAUUUCACCUGCCGAAAGUCGCAAAUAUUUCGGAGUCAACUACUGGAACGAUUCCUGCGCCAAAACGCAAAUAUUGUCCUGCACGACUAGUUCCAUGGGUGGAUUGUCCGUCUCAAUUACAAUCCGUCUACGACUCCAUCCGCCGUCACUUCCGAUCGGGAGACAAUGCAGCUCAACGAGUCUUUCCGUCCUCGAUCCUCCUGGAAGGAUUUCAGGAAGAAGUGAUGGCUAAAGCAAUAAGCUGCGAGCAGGACUUGCUAAUCUAUGACCGUCUAACUAGGGAAAAUCGCAUACGUGAUGUUGUUUCUCAGUUAUGCAAAAUCCCUGCUGCACGGCAAGAGUUGCAACUAGGUGACGGGAUAGAGUUUGCAAGCCAUGCAAGCCCGGCCGAGACCGAAACCCUGACGAGCGAGGCGUCUGGUGGUCUUCCGACCAUCACCAAGCCACUACCCGAUGUUUUCUCCAUCAGCAAGGUAAAUGGUGAAGAUUGCAAAGUCAUUUCGACUUGUGAGCAGAAGCCGCCUCACAAGCUUUCGGUGGAGACGAUCCGCAUGGGUCUGAGGCCCAUGAACCUGUGGCAAGAAAUGGUCAAAUCCAACAAGAUACCAACCGAUCCAACCGAGAAGAUGAAAUAUGAUGCUGCGCGCCUAGUUUGCUCAGCGAUUGUCCAGGAGUACCAUGUGAUGAUCUCGUUGGGAUUGGAGUACUCGUAUCUCACCAAUGGACCACACGCGGAUGUGAUGUUAUGGGUUCCGUACGAUGAUCCUAGCACGCUUCAUUUCCAUCUCGCUGAACCAAGCAAGCAAGGAUAUAUAAGCGUCGGGAACACGAUCAAUCAGCCGACGACGUCCGUCACCGGCAUCCUAUGCCUUUUGAUGAUGAGCCUCAGAUCACGCCCACGAGGCAAUCAGUGGCGGGCCUGGGCCCGGUCGCAGCUUAAGGGUUGGAGGACGAGUUUCGAUUACGCUCAUCGGGUUCCACCGAGCCCAGAUGGAGGACAAGACGCAGAGCUGCCCAGCUCGGAGCCGGAUUAUCCAAGCCCUGAAGCAAGUUCAGAAUACAUACCAUCGUCACCGCUCUCAAACCCCGCAGCGGACAAAGAAACGGCUGCCCGGCCACGGACUCGGGCUUCCUGUGCUCCUUCAGACAAAGAAAACAGGGCACGCGAUACCUCGCCAGACUCAUCGGAUUCUGAUGACUCUGAUGAUAACCAGGCCAACCCCGCCAGGAAGCGGGGCUUCAGCAGUGUAAGCGCAUCUUGCCAAUCAGCUCGUCAACCGGGUCCUCCUGUCCCAGAAGAUUACGAGCCGCCGGAGCAUAAUGCUAGAUUUUGCUCGCAGCUAUGUAUUCUUGGUCUGCGGAACAACGCGCCGCUAGAUAAUGACUGCCCAAACGCGGAACUUCAUAGGCGCUCUUCAACACAAUCCCAUCACUCCAUUUCAGCGGAUGAGCUGCUCCAAAAGCUUAAGGAGCAGUUGGACAGCAACAUAGAUGCUUACUGCACGCCUUUCGCCGACCGGGGGGGAUAUGGCAUGCCAUUCAAGCUCACCCUGACUGCUUAUGGCUACACCCUUGUGGGGAAAGGAACAAACCGAAGGCUCUGGGGCGAAGUAUCCCAAGAAGCCCAGGCAUACAGAAUCCUACAAAAGCUUCAGGGAGUUGCUGUUCCUGUUUUUCUCGGCAGCAUUGACUUGAGCAUAACAUACUUUGACUAUUAUCUAGGAGACAUCCGACAUAUGCUCAUCAUGUCAUACGGCGGCGACGAGAUUUCACAGGACCAACGGGGCCGGCUGAAGGGGGAGAUUCGAAGAUCAAUAAAGGAGGUCAAGAACUGCGGCGUCGUUCACCAGGACCUCAGGAUUCGGAACAUGCUGUGGAACAAGGAAUCCGAGCGUGUCGUAAUCAUCGAUUUUCACCGUGCCAAGCUUGCCAGACGGCCGAUUUUGGCGACACAGACGUCGAAGAGAAAAGCGCCUUUGCAAUCAGAAGUACGACAGGCAAAGGGUAUUCGAGCGUCGUAA
Ustilaginoidea virens is the source of this 2613-nucleotide messenger RNA. RefSeq lists its product as uncharacterized. The transcript has 2 exons. Gene Ontology annotation, biological process: protein phosphorylation. Gene Ontology annotation, molecular function: protein kinase activity; ATP binding. The coding region runs from base 1 to 2613 and encodes 870 amino acids. NCBI's taxonomy places the organism in Eukaryota, Fungi, Ascomycota, Sordariomycetes, Hypocreales, Clavicipitaceae. The record is from RefSeq and is a predicted model, not a curated record.